CUACAAGCCUAGAUAGAGUAGCCCGACCCUUCUGUGUCAGUUUUGUUUCAAUUACUACCAGGCUGUUUGUCAACCACGCCUGUUUCGCUUACUUGAAGAAUACGAAGCCUAUCCAAAGGAUUUCAACAGUAUGAUUAUGCAUCGCCAGAUACGGCUUGGAGCGAUGAAGAGCGGCGGCUUGGCUUGUCUUCGGCGAAGCCCUGCGCUCGUCGCGCCGACGCAGCAGAACCGGCGUUCGCGUGGAUUAUGCACCUGCCGUGCUCAGAAAACCUCAGAUCUGCCUAGCAGCCUGCAAAAGAUUGUAGUCGCUUUCCAGAUGGUACCAGAUCCAAUGGCUAGAUACAAACAGCUCCUGUUCUACGCCACCAAGCUGGCGCCCCUUCCCGCGGCGGACCACCUGCCCUCAAACAAAGUAGAGGGCUGCGUGUCCCAGGUGUGGGUGGUUCCGGAGCUCAGGGCUGACGGGCGGAUAUACUGGCGGGCUGACUCAGACUCCCAACUAACAAAGGGCCUGGCAGCCCUGCUCGUGACCGGCCUCAGCGGCUGCACCCCAGCAGAGAUCCUAGCAGUGCAGCCCGCCUUCAUCGAGGCACUCGGACUGCGCCAGAGCCUCACGCCCUCACGCAACAACGGUUUCCUCAACAUGUUCCGACUCAUGCAGCGGAAGACGCUGGAACUGCUGGCGGCGUCUGCUUCCUCCUCCUCUUCCGCAGCGGCGGCGGCGGGGUCCGCAGAGGCGCCAGGAGCAGCGGAGGAGGCGGCAGCGGCGACCACUGCUGCGAACGGAAAUGGCGCUAGCGGCAAUGGUAGCAGCAAUGGCAGCAGCAGCGCGGAUUCACCAGCAGCUGCGCCGGAGUCAACCACAACAGCAGCAGCAGAAGCACCGGCGACGGAGUCUUCUGGAUCUGCGCACACGUCUUCUGCUGCCGCAGACGCGACGCCCAGUCGUACUCCCAUUCAGGACGGCAUGCGACGAAAGAUCGAGGCGGCGUUGCGGCCUGUUGCCCUGGAGUUCGCAAACGACAGCGCACAGCACGCGGGUCACGCGGGUGCCAUGGUGGCACGGCCGGGCAAGGCGGGCGCCUCGGGGGAGACGCAUUUCCGCGUGCGGGUGGUUUCGGAGGCGUUUGAGGGGCUGAGCCAGGUCAAACGGCAGCGGCUGAUCUUCCAGCUUCUCGAGCAGGAGUUCGCGGAUGGGCUGCACGCUCUGUCGCUGGUGACGCAGACGCCAGCCGAGGCCGAGAAGGCUGCGUCGUUGAGAUGACGACGUUAAGAGGGUAUCGCCAGCAGGAAGUGCGGACGAGCGGCCUACCCUUCUUGGGGGCUGCGUUUCACCUUACGUGCUUGGGUGCUGGUGUUGCAUGUAGCCUGACUGACUGUUGGAGGUUGUAUUGUUAGCUCUUGCAAGGGGCCCAUGGGUCGUUUGUAUAGAUGAACAGAACAGGAGAACGCGAAGGGUAGGGAUCGGGGAGUGUCAGAGCGCGAAGGAUGCGGAUCGUGCGGUGGUAGCAUGGGCUUGGUUGAGAGGGGUGAAGAAAGGAAGAAGCGUGCCACGGCCCAACCUCGUACACACGUCCAUGUAGCGGUUCAAUGCGCUGAAGUAGAGACAUCAUGCACUAAAGAACAACGAAUGCAGAGAGAGAUGGAGAGGCGUGUGCUUCGGCAUCAGUUUUGGGUUCCACUACACCGCGAUGCGGGACACACACGACACGAGCGGUCGAGGAGGGGGACACCCCAGCAUUCCGGGACUGGGGCAGGAGCACGUGUUGUAGGGCCUACUCUGCUAGCGUGGAGGUCGAGUGAAGUAUCCCACGCAUUGUAGGCUGGAUGAGCUGUUACCGGCAGCUGAGGGUGCUACCGUGCGUGUGAUGGAAGGACCAUUAGAUGGCACAUUCAGCAAUGAGUGUUGCGCAUUUUGGUGAGGGUGAUGUUGGGUGGAUAUACGCCGGUACGACAACAAGCCGGUACGGCAUGGUACGGCGAUGAGCCCUUCCGUACAGGAUGUAGCAUUGCAAAUUGUUUGGUGGGAAGAGACCUCGAUGUGGGUCUUCUUCCGACUAGGGGCCACAAACAAAGUGGAAUGUAGAUAGCCCAUGUCGCACGGCUACCUGUACAAGAAGUGAUUAGCCAUAUAGUGGCC
Messenger RNA from Astrephomene gubernaculifera, 2140 nucleotides. The record is from the annotation of a GenBank genome assembly. NCBI's taxonomy places the organism in Eukaryota, Viridiplantae, Chlorophyta, Chlorophyceae, Chlamydomonadales, Astrephomenaceae.